CCCCCGGGCCUUAGUUUGUCCAUGUUUGUAUAAACCCAUUACACGACACAUUAUGCGACUUCCGAAGUCCGAACGUAAUAUCUUCAAGAUCUAUCACACAACAUUGAACUAUUCUUAGAAAUAUAUAUUUAUUCUAGUGUCAUCAAAGAAACAGUACAAACAACAAGAUUUUACAGCUAUGCCAACAAAUGCAGCCACAUAAAAAGUGAACACUUGCAGGGUUUACAUAUUUAAAUUCUAAACUAUAACAGGUGGCAUGUAAAUAAAUUCUGUGAAAGAACAAGAGACCACUGUCUGUCUACCAAACCAGAACACGCCCUGAACGGACGCCAAGGUUUCUUCCAUGGUAUGAACUCAUACUCGUCAUUUUGACACGGCCACCGAGGGAGAGAGGGAGAGCGAGAGAGAAUCCUGUUCACUAUGGAGGAGUUCCACAUAAACUCCUCAUCCUUCAACUACACCGACAGAGAGGAGACAAUAUACGAGCAGUGCAGACACAUGCCCACCGUCCUCAUCUGGUACCUGACCCUGCAGUUCAUCAACAUGUUCCUAGGUAUCCCGGCCAACCUCAUGGUGCUGUGGCACAUCCACAAGAACAGAAGUGACUCCUCCACCAUCGACAUCUAUAUCCUCCAGCUAGCCGUGUUAGACGUGUUCUUCUGCCUCAUCCCUCCUCUUGAGCUGACCAACAUCGUCUUCCUGACCACCAGCAGUACCUGGUACGUCCUUCGCUUCUUCUACGGCAUGAAAGACACCUCGCCUCUGUUCCUGUCCUGCAUCUGCCUGGACCGCUAUAUCGCCGUGCUGCAUCCGAUCACCUUCACCAGGCUUAAAGACCGGCAGCACAGGGCAGUCCUGGUCAUAGUGGUCUGGCUCAUCAUUCUGGCCUACGCCGCAGCUAAAUGUGUGGGCAACAUCCCCAACUUUGAGAAGGUCUUCACAUGGAUGAUUCUUGCAACAUUUGCCUUCAUGCUCUUCUGCAACAUCGCCAUCCUGUGGGCGCUACGGCAGUCUGGUCCAGGCAGAGACGAGAUGCACCCCAUGAAGAAGAAAGCCUUCAAAUUUGUUCUCAUCAUCCUGGCCAUCAUAGUCUUCAACUACGUAUUACCAGUGGCGCUGCUUUUCUGUCACGACUAUUUUUCUCCAGAAGUGUUCCACUACUACAUUUCCUACGUGGCCUAUGGGCUGAUGGACUUCAGCAGCACCAUCCAGCCGGUUCUCUAUCUCUCCAAGGAAAAGAUACCACGGAACCUUCACUGUUGUCAACCCUAACUUGAUCUCGAGUCCGAAGACGAGGUUCCCCUUUGAUGCGUUCCCUUACUCCUAAAUAAUUAGAUAAUAUCAUGAAAUACAAAUGUCCACAUGAAGUGGAACACAAGAGCAUUUUUCUCUGGUUAGACUCCACCGUCCAAAACCCUGGAGAAGAAGACUUAGUACUCACCCUGUCGCCUCUAUUCACCUCUAUUCCUCUAUUAUGCAAUUUUAUUUAAAAUCUUAUAAGACCAGGUGUGGGCAAUCUUUUUGACUCGCGGCCCACAAUUCUCUUAAAAUUGAACGGGGGUGGGGGCUGAGUCAGGAGCGAAUAGAUAAAGCGUUCAUGAGAACUAAGAUAAAUGACAUGUAAAAGUCAUGCAAAAAGGCUAACAUGCUGUUGUCAUUUUCUACUCCAACUAUUGAGGAAACGUGGGUAUUGCAGGGAAGAGGCAGAAGUAUAAUGACAAUAAAAAUAAAUUAUAUAAUUUGGAAAAGUUCAUCUGGCCCCAGAGCCUUAGUUUGCCCAUGUCUGUAUAAGACCAUUACACGACACACGACAGACUUCCGAAGUCAACUAACUUUGGAAUGACGCCACAUUCGAUGUGGCGUCAUUCCAAAGUUAGUUUGAUUUUACGACCAUCUACUGAAUCGAAGGUUACGGCGUACGUUAAUAUGUAGCAUCAUCAGCGUAUGUUUCUAUGUUUCUGGGCUUUGGGGAAAAGUACCUCUAAAGAACGGAUGUCCAAUAU
Molecule: messenger RNA, 2003 nt
Organism: Cynoglossus semilaevis (tongue sole)
Lineage: Eukaryota; Metazoa; Chordata; Actinopteri; Pleuronectiformes; Cynoglossidae
Product: proteinase-activated receptor 3-like
Exons: 2
Coding region: 421-1272 (283 amino acids)
Biological process (GO): positive regulation of Rho protein signal transduction; phospholipase C-activating G protein-coupled receptor signaling pathway
Cellular component (GO): plasma membrane
Molecular function (GO): G protein-coupled receptor activity
Source: RefSeq, a predicted model, not a curated record